Messenger RNA from Helicoverpa armigera (cotton bollworm), 1728 nucleotides. RefSeq names its product THO complex subunit 3 (gene tex). The coding region runs from base 102 to 1091 and encodes 329 amino acids. The transcript is spliced from 7 exons. The record is from RefSeq and is a predicted model, not a curated record. Gene Ontology annotation, cellular component: THO complex part of transcription export complex. Gene Ontology annotation, biological process: mRNA export from nucleus. NCBI's taxonomy places the organism in Eukaryota, Metazoa, Arthropoda, Insecta, Lepidoptera, Noctuidae. Gene Ontology annotation, molecular function: protein binding.
CAAAUGAAAUGAAACGUCAUAAAUUGUAAUCGCGGUGUUGUGGUUAUUGUUGCCGCUUAAUUUGUUUUAUGUUUGUGAAUUAGACAAAUAAUUAAAACAAAAUGAAAGAGCCUAAAUCUACACAGUCUGCAAUAGAGGAUUUAGCUGAACUACGAAGUUAUUUCGCUUCACACAACCUAGUUCGGGAAUACGUAGCUCAUUCUUCGAAAGUACAUUCGGUUGGAUGGUCUUGUGAUGGUAGACGGCUGGCCUCGGGGUCUUUUGACAAAAGCGUUGCUAUAUUUACUCUUGAGAGAAAUAGACUGGUCCAAGACUUUAUAUUCAGAGGUCACACUGGGUCAGUAGACCAGCUCUGCUGGCACGCUUCACAUCCUGACCUGUUGAGUACUGCUAGUGGAGACAAAUCAGUUAGAAUAUGGGACACAAGGACACACAAAUGUGCGGCCACCAUAGCUACGAAAGGCGAGAACAUCAACAUAGCCUGGUCGCCCAACGGCAGCACCAUAGCAGUCGGCAACAAGGAGGAUCUAGUAUCCUUUAUUGACACCAAGACUUAUAAAGUAGUUGUAGAAGAACAGUUUAACUUUGAAGUGAAUGAGAUCUCAUGGAAUAACACAUCUGACUUAUUCUAUCUCACUAAUGGAUUAGGCUGUGUUCAUAUAUUGUCCUACCCAUCCCUGGAGCUCCAGACAGUGCUGAAGGCGCACCCGGGCACGUGCAUCUGCAUCGAGCACGAUCCCACGGGCCGGUACUUCGCCACGGGCUCCGCUGACGCGCUGGUGUCGCUGUGGGAUGUUAACGAGCUUGCUUGUCUGAGAGUGUUCUCUAGACUAGAAUGGCCGGUGCGUACACUAUCGUUCAGUUUCGACGGGCGCAUGCUCGCGUCCGCCAGUGAAGAUCAUAUCAUUGAUAUUGGAGACACUGAGACUGGUGAGAAGGUAGCAGAGAUCCCGGUGCUGGCGUCGACGUUCACGGUGGCGUGGCACCCGUCGCGCUACGUGGUGGCCUUCGCCUGCGAGGACAAGGAGCCGCCCGAGCGCAAGCGGGACGCCGGCAACCUCAAGCUCUGGGGACUGCCUAAUAAUAGCUAGAUAUAGAAUAUUAUGGCGAUUAAGUAAAAAAAAAUUGUGAAAAAAAAAUAUUUUUGACGAAGAAAUUUGAUUUUUUACUAAAAAAAUGGGAUUUUUUACGAAAAAGAAUAGGAUUUUUGACCAACAAAAAACAGAAUCUUUUGACCAAAAUAAUCCAGUGGAAAUGACAAAAACAUUUUAAUUCCCACUGGCUUAAAUUUUAAAGUAUUUUUCAAGUAUCCAUGGGCGUUAGGGUGUAUCUACACGGUGCAAGUUGAGGCACAUGCGCAGGCUACAUACAUUUUAAAAACUACGGGUCCAGCGACUCGCGCAUGUACCGAAGCACAAUACUCACCCGCGUGCUCUUGUCACGCGGCGCAUGUUAACUUGCGCCAGCUACAUGCACCGUGUACACGCACCCUUAAUUUUGUAUGUGCUUUUGUAUGUGCUAACAAAACCAAGAAAUAUAUGACUAGCAAAUACGAAUUUAUCGUCAAAUAUCGAAGUUUUUCAAAUAAAACCUAAACAACAAUGUUCAGAGUUUAGUUAAAGGAAUAAUUAUUGUGUUCUGCAUUUUUAGAUGAUAUUGUAACAAUAUUUUUUUGAAAAAAUAGUAAUAUUAAGUUAGGUAUUAGAAAACUUUGUAAAUAAGUGUGUU